This is a messenger RNA of Drosophila simulans, 1352 nucleotides long. Its product is annotated as motile sperm domain-containing protein 2. The record is from RefSeq and is a predicted model, not a curated record. Lineage: Eukaryota; Metazoa; Arthropoda; Insecta; Diptera; Drosophilidae. The transcript is spliced from 3 exons. Bases 568 to 1293 code for a protein of 241 amino acids.
GCCGCACAGAAUUUCCACAGCUAAGUGCGAGAUACAUAGAUACAGCAAGUCAGUGGAUACGUCAUAUAUCGCAAAGAAAACCGCAGCGAGAAUCAUAAAAACCAAGUUCCCGAAGAGUCGCCUGCACAAACCUCAUAAGCAUUGCCAGUUUCCCCGUUUGUUGCGCUUAUCGCAAUUGACGGGGCCCCCUACUUUUUGUCAUCCCCCCCUCCCCGUGCUGUUCUGCGGGCUCCAAUAUUGAUUAAAGAACGGGCGGCAUGCGGUUUCCCCUUCCAGUGCCCCCACCACCCGCAUUGAGUCAUUUACAUGAUCGUCUGGAAAGCAGAGCACAAUUGGAGAACAAAUGAAAACGCUCUCGGCGAGCGUAACGACGAGCGUUUGGGGCUGUGCUGGCUGUCAGUCGCUGAUUAGCCCGCUCGCAGGCCAGACACUCCGCUCCCAGAUAAGGAAAACUACCCCCCAGAGCUUGUCCACGAAAAUUGUUUUCAAAUAGAUAAGAAAUUGGCAUAAAUUUGAAGCUCACUGCAGAAGACAUUUCAAUUGGUUCACGCAAAGCCAAGCAGCAACAUGCCUUCCGAUCAGGAUCCGACUCCAGAGCAGAUAAGCCAAGUCAAGACUAGCAUUCUGCAGAGACUGGAGAAACAGCCACCAGCAGAACCAUUCCAUCCCAACGAUCUAAAGCGAAUUACGGACAGUGACCUUUGGAUCACCAAGCUUCUGCAGGUCUAUGACUUCGAUGUGGAGAAGUGCAUCACGAGGUUGUGGGACAACCUCGCGUGGCGGAAGAGCUUUGGAGUUUAUGACAUCACCGAGGCGAACCUUAAUCAGGAGUUUCUGAACGAUGGCUCCAUCUUUGUGCACAACAAGGAUAAGGACGGAAAACCCCUGCUGAUCCUUACCAUCAAGAAACACUCGAAGAGCCGCAAUCAGCAGGACCUCCUGCGCAUCCUUGUCUUCUGGAUUGAGCGACUGCAGCGGGAAAGUAACCUGGACAAGAUUACCAUAUUCAUGGACAUGACUGGCGCCGGUCUGAGCAACUUGGACCUGGGCUUCAUCAAGAGUAUCAUCGGAGUGUUCGAGACCAAGUAUCCCUAUGUGCCAAACUAUAUUCUGGUGCAUGAUUUGCCUUUUCUGCUAGAUGCUGCCUUUAAAUUGGUUAAGACCUUCUUGCCACCCGAAGCACUGAAGAUCCUUAAGGUGACCACCAAAAAGGAUAUCGAUCAGUAUGUGGACAAGGAUAACUGCCUGAAAAUCUGGGGCGGUAAUGAUGACUACGUUUACAAAUUCGCCUAAAACUUGCCCAACAACUUUGUAUUAUAGUGUAAAUAAUAAUACGAUAUUUAUUGACCAUA